Molecule: messenger RNA, 2139 nt
Organism: Tupaia belangeri chinensis (Chinese tree shrew)
Lineage: Eukaryota; Metazoa; Chordata; Mammalia; Scandentia; Tupaiidae
Product: rab11 family-interacting protein 2-like
Biological process (GO): regulated exocytosis
Cellular component (GO): phagocytic cup; endosome
Molecular function (GO): small GTPase binding
Source: RefSeq, a predicted model, not a curated record
AUGACGGCCAUGCUUAGCUGCAUGUGUAACGGACAACUGAGCAUUGAAAUGUGGGAGGGGAUCUUUAUAUUGGCAGACCAGAAAAAGGCCAUCAAAGGCCUCAUGGAAGGAGGACGAGUGGAAAGGAGUGCCAUGCAAGAGGAGGAGUCUUUAAAUAACCCUUACUUUACUGAAGCUUGCAGAAAGGCAAAGAGGACCAACUUGAUGUUGAAGGAGGAAUUAUGUUCCCCUCUUCAUGACUGGAAGGAGGAGAGAGGAUAUAAGGGUCUGAGGCUGAGAAGAGCCAUCACAGCUGUAGCUGUCAAUGUGAAGGUCAUCAGGAAGAGAAAAUGUCCCCAGUCUGGACAGAUUCCACAGGAUAAAUUCACUCAACCCCAGGUGCACCUGCUGUCAAGAAACUGGGAGGCCAUUGGAAUAUCCCGUUUCAGCAAUGACAGUGCAUGUUGCAGUGUGAGCACCAGGGAUAUGGAGGUGCAGAGAAACCAUGGCUCACCUCCACCCGCACAACUUUGUAAUCUCAGAAUUAAUAUCAAGAAACCAUUGGAUGAACAGAAACCAAUGCAGAGAGAAAAGGGACUGCAGAGAAAAGGGACGGAAAGAUGCUGUCCGAGCAAUCCAACCCACGUGCAAGUGACAGUGCUCCAAGUCAGAGAACUGAAGCCAAAAGACUAAAGUAGCACUAAUGACGUAUAUACCAUAAUUCAACUGGGUAAAGAAAAAUACUCCACCUCUGUAGCUGAGAAAACCCUUGAGCCAGUCUGGAAGGAAGAGGCCUCCUUUGAGCUACCUGGAUUGCUAAUGCAGGGGAAUAGAGAAAUCGUUUUCCUCAUAGUUAUGCACAGGUCUCUAGUGGGUCUGGAUAAAUUUUUAGGGCAGGUGGCAAUCAAUCUCAAUGACAUCUUUGAGGACAAACAAAGGAGGAAAACAGAGUGGUUUAGAUUAGAAUCCAAACAAGGAAAAAGAGCCAAAAAUAGGGAUGAGAUAAAGGUCAAUAUUAAAUUUAUGAGGAACACUAUAACAGUGAGUAUGUUUGACUUAUCAAUGAAAGACAAAACGAGAUCUCCUUUUGCAAAAUUAAAAGAUAAGAUGAAAGGUAGAAAGAAUGAUGGAACAUUUUCUGAUACGUAUUCUGCAAUCAUUCCAAGUACUCACAUGCCUGAUGCCAGUACUGAAUUUUCAAGUGGUGAAGUACAGAUGAAAUUCGAACCAAAAAAGCCUUCUCUUUUGGGUCCUCAGCGACUCUCUUCAGCACAUUCAAUGUCUGAUUUAACUGGAUCCCACAUGUCUUCUGAGAAACUGAAGCCUGGUACCAUGGGUCAAGCACAUCUUCUCAGAGGCCAGAUAGAGUCCUUUGGAACAGUUCCAGAGAGUAGAAGUCUCAAAUCUUCACACAGAAGAACAUUAAGCUUUGAUACUUCUAAAAUGAGCCAACCUGACGGCAUCGUGGAUGAAGGUGAAUCGUGUUUUGGAAGACAAAAUGACCCAUUUACAAAUGUAACUUCUUCAUUACCCCAAAAAUUUGCAACACUGCCAAGGAAGAAAAAUCCAUUUGAAGAAAGCAGUGAAUCAUGGGACAACAGUGUGAAUUUAUUUUCAAAAUCAAUUGAAGCAAGAAAAGAAAAUAAAAGAGAGAAAAGGAAGAAAGUUGACUCGUUUGAAAGAGUAACUGGAAAAAAAGAUAGCAGAAGAUCUGAUAAGCUCAACAAUGGGGGAUUUAAUAGCCCUUGUGACUUGAAAUCACCUAACGCAUUUAGUGAAAAUCAUCAGGACUAUUUUGAUUAGUCAAGUAAUCCAUUUACAACAAAAUUCAGGGCUUCAAGUAUAAUGCCAUCUUCAAGUUUCCAUAUGAAUCUGACAAGCAAUGAGGAUCUCAGGAAAAUCCCCGACAGCAACCCUUUUGAUGACACUGUGGGAUAUCAUAGUCUGACUUAUGAAGAGGUACUGCAGGAACUGGCAAAGCACAAAGAACUCCUUAGGAAGGACACCCACGUCCGGGAACUUGAGGACUACAUUGACAACCUCCUCCUCAAGGUAAUGGAAGAAACGCCCAGUAUUCUCAGAGUGUCAUACGAACCAUCUAGGACAGCUGGCAAAUUCUCCAAUAAUAAACAAAACAGAGGGUACUGCGUUUAUAAUUAG